AUGGCCGGUGGUGCUGGUGAGGCGUCGCGUCUGUGGCGACUGUGGCGGCGGCGGCAGCAGGCGGCAGCGCGCCGACGCCGAGCGGGCGCUCCAGCGGCGCAGGCGCGGGCUUCCACGGCUCCAGGGCGGCCUGCUGCCGGUGGCAGAGGCGCUCAGUUGCCGGCGAGAGCGCGCCUCGGACGCACCCCCGCCGCCGCCGCCGCCUCCGCCUCCUCCACCUCCUCCGCCUCCGACUCCGCCAUAGCCGGCCCCGGGCCCGGGCUACCGGCCGGUCCGCUACCUGUUGUGGCGCGCUGCUGCUGGCAGAGGUUGGCAGCAAUGGAUGUCGUCAGUGUGGGCAGCUGCCUGAUGGCGGGCCUGCUGUACUAUGGCACCUUGGACGCGGGAUUUGUCUAUGAUGACAGCCGGGCGGUGCUGUCGAACCCGGACGUGGCGGGCGCGACGCCGGCGUGGCGGCUGCUGCUGCACGACUACUGGGGCACGCCGCUGCGGCACGGCGGCUCGCACGGCUCCUACCGGCCGCUCACGGUGCUCUCGUUCCGGCUGUCGCACGCGCUGGCGGGCGGCGCGCGGCCCUUCCACUUCCACCUGGCCAACGUGCUGCUGCACGCCGCCAACACGGCGCUGGUGGCGCGCCUCGCGCACCGGCUCUUCGCCGGCGUCGCCGCCGGGUCGCGCCUGCCGGCCGCCGUGGCCGCCGCGCUCUUCGCCGCGCACCCCGUGCACUCGGAGGCGGUGGCGGGCGUCGUGGGCCGCGCCGACCUGGCCGCCUGCCUGCUGCUGCUGCUGGCCGUGCUCUGCUACGCCGAGCACGUGCGCCUGCGCGACGCCGCGGCGCUCCAGGCGUCGCCGCCGCCCUCGCCGGCGCCGUGCAAGUGCCUGGCCCCCCGUCACCGCGACGCGCGGAACCCCGCCGCCCCGCCGGCGUCGGCGGCCAACCCUCCCGGGCAGCCGCAGCGCCGCCGCCGCCACCUGCCGCAGGCGGAAGAGGCGGCGCCGGCGGUCACGCCCGCCCAGAACGGCCCCGCCGCGGUGGACAAGCCGCGCCCCCCUGCCGACUGUCCCCGGGCGCCGGCGCCGCCUCCUGCCGCCAAGCGGCGCGCCAGGUGCCGGCCCUCGGUGUGGCGCGCCGUGGCGUCCUUCGUGCGCCGGCUGGACGCGCUGGUGCGGUCGUCGCUGGUGCUGGUGCUGUCGCGGCCGCAGCGCUGCCCCGGCUGCCGGCAGCCGCACCGCCCCCACGACGCCCCCGUCUCCUCCGCUCCCUGCACCGGAAAGCGCAUCAAGUUCCGCGACAAGUGCCACCACCACGGCCGCACCUCGCAGGAAUCUCAGUGCGCCGCGGAGAAUCCUGCUCGCCGGUCCCCGCUUUACACUCACUCUCGCGACGACAAUAUGAACGUGACGUACAGUGCGCCAGUGUCGGGCUUCGCGGACGGUAAGCGUAAACAAGUGUUAGUGUCGCCCCUGCCCGACCCGGGGAAGGGGAGACUCUUGGAGAAGCUGUGCCGCACGGUGUCUUCUUUCGUGCGGCACGGCCGAGCGGCGGCUCCGGGUAGUGGUGGCCCGGAGCCCUGCCACGGGCACGCCGCGUCUGCGUGGCCCUGGCUGGCGGGAAGCCUGCUGCUGUCCGCCGCCGCAGGCCUCUGCAAGGAGCCCGGCUUCACCGCGCCGCUCGUCUGCGCAGCCUACGACGUGGCGCUGCACCGCAGGCACUGGCGCGCCGGGCGCGGCCUGCGUCAGCUCCUGACCAAGCGGGUGGUGCGCGGCGCGGCGGGCAGCGUGGUGGUGCUGGUGGCGUGGCUGUGGCUGGCGCUGGGAGCGCGCGCCUUGCUGGCCGGGCUGCGCGCGCCGCAGUUCGCCGCCGCCGACAACCCGGCGGCGCGCUGCCCCUCGGCGCUGGCGCGCGCGCUCACCUUCCUCUACCUGCCGGCGGCCAACGCCUGGCUGCUGCUCUGCCCCGCCGUGCUCAGCUUCGACUGGUCCAUGGACGCCGUGCCGCGCGUGCUGUCGCUGCUGGACGCGCGCCUGCCGGCCGCCGCCGCGCUCUACGCCUCGCUGCUGCGCGCGCUCUCCGCCUCCUGGAGGAAGGCCGCCCCCGCGCCGCCCGCGCACAGGCGCCAGCGCCCGCCCCCGCCGCCCCCGCGGCUCCAGGCGGCGGCGUCGGCGGCGGCGGCGGUGCCCGCCCCGUGCCCCGUGUGCAGGCACUGCACCACCGACCAGCACUCGGCCCACUGCCGCAGCACCAACAACAACAACGCCAUCGCGGCGGGUGCCGAGUGCUACUGCGCGCCGGCGGGCAAGCACCACCGCCACCAAGCGCAGCAGCAGCAGCACCAGCACCACCGCCACCAAGCGCAGCAGCAGCAGCACCAGCACCACCACCACCUGCACCACCCGCCGCAGCGGCCGCGGCCGGGGCCGAGGCGGGCGCACGCGUCGGCCCCCGAGGUGCUGCUCAUCUCGCUGGCGUUCCUCGUGGUGCCGUUCCUGCCGGCGACCAACCUGCUGUUCUACGUGGGCUUCGUGCUGGCGGAGCGCGUGCUCUACAUGCCGAGCGUGGGUUGGUGCCUGCUGGUGGCCCUGGGCUGGCACCUGCUGGCAGAGCGCGCCGGCCGCCGCCUCGCCAUCGCCUGCGCGGCGCUGUUGCUGGUGGCGCUGAGCGCGCGCACGCUCCGCAGAAACCACGACUGGAGGGACGAGGAGAGCCUCUACCGCUCCGGCGUCGCCGUCAACCCGCCCAAAGCCUACGGGAACCUGGGCGCCGUGCUCAGCUCUCAGGGCCGGGUGGACGAGGCGGAGAAGGCCUUCCGGCUGGCCCUCCAGCACAGGCCCAACAUGGCGGACGUCCACUACAACUUGGGCGUGCUGCUGCAGGGCCGUGAGCGCUACGAGGAGGCGAUGCAGAGCCUGAGGCUGGCCAUCCAGUACCGACCCACGCUGGCAGUGGCUCACCUGCAUCUGGCGCAGUUGCUGGAGCGGCAGGGCCGCUGCGCGGAGGCGGAGGAGCAGUACCGCCGCUGCUGGGAGGCGGACGGGUCGCGGGUUCGAGACCCGCGGGCCCACGAAGCGGCGCGCAUCCAGGCCAUGCUGCAACUGGGCCGCCUCCGCGCCGACCAGGGCCGCCUCACGGAGGCCGUCGCCGCCUUCCAGGCCGCCGUCCGACACAGGCCGCCGCACUUCGCCCCCCAGGCGCUGUACAACCUGCUGGGAGAGACACUGGUGCGGAUGCGCCACUACGAGCAGGCGGAGCAGUGGUUCCGGGCUGCUCUGCAGGCCGAACCGCACCACGUGCCUGCACACGUCACCUACGGCAGUCUGCUCGCUAUGAACAGGAGCCGCGCGGCCGAGGCGGAGCGUUGGUUCAGGAGGGCGCUCCAGCUGGCGCCGGAAGACCCGAGCGUCCACCAGCACUUCGGCCAGUUCCUGUCGGGCCAGCAGCGGCACGCGGAGGCGGCUCUGCGCUUCGAGGCGGCGGCCGACCUGCUGCCCUCGCGGCUGGACCUCGCGCUUGCUGCCGCCUCCUCGCUGCGGGUGGCCGGCCUCACCGGCCGCGCAGAGCGCUUCUACCGCCGCGCCGUCCAGCUGCGGCCGCAGAGCGCGCGGCACCACCUAAACCUGGGCGCCAUCCUGCACCUGAACGGCCGCUACGACGAGGCAGCCGCCUGCUACCGCGAGGCGCUGCGCCUGCAGCCGGAUGACGCAACCGCGCUCACCAACCUGCAGAAGCUGCGCAGUCUCAUGGCGGCCCGCCGGCCCAGCAAGCUGUGACACCUGCAGCCGCGUGACGUCACGCCGCCCAGAGCACAGUCACUGGCGGCCACCUGACGACCACCUGCGCCAGCUGGCUGCGGGUGAGCCGCGCCACCUGCAAAGGAGUUCGCGAGACCUGGCAUGUGCCCCGUUUCGCGUCGCGAAGAAGACCAACCAUAGCCGCUGUGGGAUUCUUACGGUUAACUUCAAGGUCAAGCAGUCUGGUCGUGAUUAUCCUGUCGUUGCCUGGACACCAGUUUUAGUGAGUGCCCUCUUACUGCAAAAGAGUAUUCGUGGAUGGCCAACUCUAUCGCCUACAGUCGAGACGCUCGAAACUACAAGCAUCGCAAAGUGUUUGUUCCCGAGGUGCACUACCCACCUAGUUAAGCUGACAUUGGUGAUCCGUGAAAUCGAGUCGGUUCUGAUUUAUCUGCCAGUUACAUGUCAGUGUUCGCAUGACGCUGCAGUUCAUCCUAUUUCUUCGUCAACCUGCGGAAUGACAAAUAUCUCCGAAAUGCUUGGCAAACGUAGAGACUUCGCUCAAACGUCAUGACAUGAGGUCUGUGAGGAGCGAAGUUUCAGCACUAGCUGCUUCAGGUAUGGAAAGACUAAAAUUCAGUGGCAAAGAAUAAGUGUCGGAAAUUGACGCUAUACGCUUGUUAUCAUUCUAAACACUUACCUGGUACUGGGAAUCGUUUAAUAUAAAUGAGAUUCUUCAGAAUAAUCUUAAACAAUGCUCUCCUCAGUACUUGCCACUGUACUGACUCAUUCUCAGUAUCUAAUUCGAGGAAACGUGAAACAUAAGGUGAACAGUCACUUCUUUUCUAUAAACCAAACACACACACACACACUGAAGACGACUAACGACUUGCAAUAUACUGGGCCGUUAGAGUUGCUUCUUUCCAAAGGAAAGUACUCUAACUUUUACUAGUUUACCUGUCAUGAAAAAUAAAACAACCACAAGUAGCAUGUACGUCUCAGUAUUCGCUGUGAUGAGUACUAAUGCUUCAAACUUUGUUAGGAGCAGUAUCGUGUUAACACUAAAAUGCUAUGAAAAUAACAGAAUAUGGACAUACGUUACUAGUUCUGUACGUGUACAUAACUUACGUGUUGGUCAGUUUUUAACAGUGACACUAAUGCAUUCCAUAUUUCGUUUUGAAAUCAUACUGUGACUUUAGCGUACCAACGCUAUAAUCAGAGAGUCAGAGAAAAGUAUUCAAAAACAGAAUUCCAUUGGCAUCUGACUUUGUUAAAAACGUAUCUUCUUAGGUGAGAUCAUGCACAGUAAGCAUUACGAUCAUUGUAUCACGAUAUGGUGAAAGGAUUGCAAAACGUUUCUCUGCACGCGAUUUGUCAGCGAAGGUCUAAACUGCAAGGCAGAGAAAGGCUCAUGAGCCCAAAAAAACCGUCACACAUGUUGCACUUUUUCUGCGGGAAGGAAUCACCAUUCGUUUCUUACGCUAACCUGGUUUAAAGUUUCAUUCAACAGAAGCCUUAUGGAGUUCAAGAUAUGCACCUACAAUAACAAUGAAGUGCUACUUCCUUGCUUCACGACCAUUCAAAGAAUUAUUCCUUCUACCUUAAAACACUUGCUAUUGGUUUCGAAGGUGAACCGUGUGCCUUGGAAGCACAUCUUAAAAUUGACUCAUGUUCCUAAAAGUGUAUGUUUUGAUCAAUUAAUGAUCAUCGGUGGAUUCCUGUAACCAGUAUAAUAUCUUUGCGUACAGGAGAACCCCUAUAUAUUCAUACAAAUAUAUACGACAGGGUUCGUUAAUUCAUGUCGCGAUAAAUAAUCAACAUGUCACUCUGAACGUUAUUUCUCUAUAAGUGUCAAACAUCUUCGAAAUACAUAUUUAUCUUUAACGACCCAGUUGUGCAUGUUAUAAAGCUCCAGAUAACUAUUGGAUCAAUGCAGUAUGUUUCGAUUAAUAUAUAGACGAAUAAAUUGUUUCCCACUUAAUACAAUUAGCAGAUUCUGCCUGUGUACUGCAGCUUCCUUAUUUAUAACAUGACAGAGGACUUUUCCUGUGAAUGUAUAUAAGUAAAUUAUUGGUGACACAAUGCUAUGAACUGUGAAUAUAAAGUUAAAAAGACAGCAAAUUAACAUUGUAGUUAAUUUAGUUUGCAUAAAUGCUGAGCUAUCAUCUUCUAAAACAGAAAAUUUGAAGACAAAUUUUCUUACUGUUUUUGUCCCAGCUUCCUGCUUCAACGACAGUGACCAUUCAUGACCGAGUCCUUAGCUCACAAUUGUACAUAGAUCCCAUAAAAUGUUGACUAGCUUUUUCCCCAGGGCCUACCAUCUCCCAUGAAUGAUAGGUAAACGUCGUAACGUGAUACGCUUAAGAGAAAAAUAAAAAUGUAACAUAAAACUUUCAAUUUUUUGAAGACAAGCUAUUUUUAUAGGACACUGAUUAGAACGAUACACGAUAUUUAUAUCUGAUCUAAGGUAAAGGUUCCUUUAUCCGCUUAAAACAAGAAAUUUGUGUUUUCUUCAGUUAUUGUGAAAACAGACCCAUUUUUCUGCAACAGCUCCCCAAAGACCUGCAUUCUUAAUGUCAGUCAGACAGCCUGCACAAUACAUUCUGAAGACUUUUGCAAAUACGUGUUGUGGGUUUAGAAAACCAGGACUAUAAUGUGCAACUGUUAUGUAUACUAAAGUGCAUUUUUUGAGCUGGCCAUAGAAUAUGGAUAAAAAACGUUUGUCUACAGUUAUUGACUGGUGUUGUUCAAUAUCAUCUUGUUAUUGUUUUAAAAUUAUAAUUUACUUUGUCACUCCAUAGUUUCAAAUGAACUGAAAAUUUUGUGUGAGAACUGAAUAAGAGACAAGGAGGAGAUGCAUCAGUUGCUCUCAAUAUUGUUAAAAAUUGCAGUACAUGACAGUAUAAAUAAAUGACAUAAUUUGUAAUUCUAAAAGUAUUACAUUAGUUUUUUAAACAAUCUAAAAUAUUAGAUUUGCAUGCCUGUGCAUAAUGUACAUUACUUUAUUUACCCUUUAUAUCUCAAAAUGCCCACAAACCUCUUCAUAUUAUUUAUUACUAGUUUUUUGCCACAUCCUUAUGUUAAGGGCUUAUCAGCUUUGAUCUUUGUUGAACAGAUGGCUUAACUAGUCAAAUAUAUGUAAUGGCACUAUUUUGGUUGGUGGGAAGGAUUGGACAGUAAGGACAAGGUACUUGCCAUAACUGUCAUUUCUACGCAUAUUGCAAGACUGUGUAAUAAUCAAAGCUGUUAAUAACAUAAAAUGAAAUAAUGUAGCUUUUGCACCUAAAUACAUGGUAUAGUGUAAGCGUUAGUGGCAAGUACAUGUGUUCUUGAACUUCAGAAAUACCUCCUGUCCCAUUUGCUUCUACAAAAGAAAGAUGUAACACAGUGUCAUUAGAAGAAGCUUAUUCCAUGAUUUGUUACUAUACAAAAUAUGAAAUGUCAUUUGGAGGAGUGUUGGGUAUUUUAUUUUUAAUUUUCAUCUUGGGAAAUUAUUGCACAUAUUCAAUGUAAAAUGUAUUUUUCUGGUAGUUUAAGUGAAAUUAUAUAUAAUUUAACUUGCAAACCUGUUAAAAAUCUACUCCAGUGAAUGACGUUUAAUGCAAACUUCAGUGGAGUAGUAGUUAGCAAUGUGUUAUAUACAAGGAUUGAACCAUUCUAAUGUCUUGAUAAUUGCAGAAGUUUCAUAUUAAGAAACUUAAUUAAAAUUACUGUCUUCCAACAAGAUAUUGUUAGUAUGGUGUUUCUGUGUUAAUAGAAAAAAAUUGAGAUAUGCUACCCAGCACUCUUUUUCGCUGUAUUCACAACGAAAUUAGUUUAAUUUGCAUUAGAUAUAAUAUCAUAAAUAUAAUCUUUAUAAUAUUUAUCAAGACAAUACAGAUACAUUUGUAAAUAUAAAA
Molecule: messenger RNA, 7628 nt
Organism: Schistocerca gregaria
Lineage: Eukaryota; Metazoa; Arthropoda; Insecta; Orthoptera; Acrididae
Gene: Tmtc2
Product: protein O-mannosyl-transferase TMTC2
Exons: 12
Coding region: 1-3768 (1255 amino acids)
Biological process (GO): protein O-linked glycosylation via mannose
Cellular component (GO): endoplasmic reticulum membrane
Molecular function (GO): mannosyltransferase activity; protein binding
Source: RefSeq, a predicted model, not a curated record